AUGGCGAAGUUUGCGGGCGGUUCUCGCAUCAUUCGCAUCCUGAUGGUGAUGUUUGCCGGCUGCUUGUCUUUCAAGUUGUCGGAGCCGCCGAGCGGCACGGAGAAGCAGGGGGCUCCCGGACAUGUCGAGGGCCCCGAAGAUGCCAGCGGCGCUGAGGGAGAUGGCUUGGGCGGUCUCGGAAAGAACCUGAACUUCCUUCUUGUGAAGGUGGCGCAGCUCGAGGCUCUUGCCGAAAUGCAGCAAGCGGAGAUUGCCACACACCGCCUGGAGAUCGCAUUGCUUAAGAAAGAACGGCACAGCGGCUCCGACUCCCCGACCGCGGAGGUCUCCCCUUCCAAGCCCCGCAGCAUCUUGCUGGAGACGCAGUCGGAAGAGGAAGCCAAGACCCGGCUGGAGGAGACCACGGCGGUCCUGAAGAACGUCUGGCGGAAGCACGAGCACCAGCGCCGGACCGGACACUUCAAGGGCUCCGGCCCUGACCGUUUGCGUUCUGGCCCUGAGGCCUUAAGGGAGCGAGGUUUGAAGAACGAGACCGCAGGCCUCGCAGCCGAGAGUGAGGAGAAUGCCAUACUUCCAUUUGUUCCAGGUGGACGAAGAAGAGUUGUUCCAGUUCCGAGCUGGGCCAGCGAUCCGGUUGGGACCUUGGAGGACGGAUUUGCUGCAGCCUCUUCCACGGCUGACAAGGUGAACUAUGCCAAGGACCAGCUGGCCACGCACGCCUUCGACACCGUGGAGAAGGCCACGACGCUUUUGGAGAAUGUCCUCGGCCUCCCAGGCUUUUCGGACUUUUGGGUGAAGCUUCACAGGCCCCAAGCGCCAAGCUUCGACCUCAGUGGGAAGCUGAAGCUCGGGAAGAUCAAGAUUGAGAUCAAUCUGAUCAGUGCGAACAAGCACUGGGAGCUGGACUUGGGGACUAUCGACCUACCAGGAGGGCUGAAGACGAUACUCAGCACCUCUCUCGCGACUGUUCAGGGGGCCAUGAGCCUUGGAGGGGAGCUCCAGGGUUGCUCGAAUUGGCACUUGCCUGGUGAAGCCGUGAAGUGCAUCGGGAACAAGAUCGUCGAUUUGUUUGCCCAGCUUAAGGAGGUGGCCAGCACCGCUCUCGCGACUGUUCAGGGGGCGAUGAGCCUUGGAGGGGAGCUCCAGAGUUGCUCGAAUUGGCACUUGCCUGGUGAAGCCGUGAAGUGCUUUGCGGGCAAGACGAUCGAGAAGGUGGAGGAGCUGAACUUUCCUGGAAACAGCGCCGUCCAGCAAGUUCAGAAGAUGAUCACGGUGGGACGGGACUUGGACUGUAUGAAUUGGCAUGUGAACGGUGGCCUCGUCACGUGCCUUGGCACCAAGAUCAUCGACAAGGUUCCUCCGCUGAAGGCCACGGUCAAUGUGGGCCAUGAGCUUUCUACCUGCUCCCAGCAGACGGGGGAUGCGCUUAUGCAGUGCCUCGGCACUAUUAUCAUCGAAAACACCCCUCCCUUCAGCUACAUGAGCCAUCUGGGUGAUGUGCUCUCCGAGUUCCUGGAGGGCUUCGCGAAGAUGGCGGGCUCGGUGGCCAAGCAGGUCCUGAAGGGCAGCAGCUCCUUGAUCCAGGAGGCGGCCCUCUCGAAGUUCCCGGCCAUAGGAGCCCCAGCCGCGGUGCACCACUCAGCUCAAAGCCUUGUGAUCACGAAGCAUACCCAGAAGCAGCAGGGGAAGCUCUCGACACUACAGAUGGAGGGCGAAGCACCGAAAGAUGGCAUCUCCUUCAGAAUGCACGACGAGGGGUCCAACUAUCAGUCCAAGCUGAUCACCCAGUUCCACGGCUACGAAAGGGACACCAGCUCCUGCCUGGCCUUUGCCCCAAAAAGCCGGCAGCAAGCUGGCCAGGUGAGCGAAUCAGACUGGCAGGUCACCGACCCCAACGACUUUGUGCAACUGGAGCCCUGGGCCGUGCCCUGCGGCACCGACUGGAUGAAGGAACACGAAAGCAGGUGGCAAGGCUACUCCUUCUACACGGGAGAGCUGAAUAUCGAGCAGUGCGUGACAGUGUCCUACAGUGUGAACGUGCAGCCUGUCUUUGCCUUUGUGGCCGGGGUGCAGAUUGAUGUGAUGCCCAAGCCAUUGGUUUCUGUGGAAGCGACUGUCUGCUGGCCCAAACAGCGUCCCGACGGCCAGGACCUGAGCAUGCUGCGGUUGAAGAUCUCGACCACCGGCGUGCUACUCUUUGCCAAAACACUCCGCUUGGCCAAGCGCUAUAGGGACCCCACAGACUUCGUGGACCACCAUGGCCACUUGCACCGCACCAUGGCCAACUGGGAGCAAGAAACAAACCCCCGAGUUUCGAUAAGCCGCACAAAGCUGAUGCAGAUGGAGGCCCAUCAGACCCACAACCAGUCGCACCAGGCUGGAAAGGACGAGGGGGAGCAAGGAGUCUUCGAAUGGAUGGAAGACGAGGUAGGAUCGCACUGCACCACCCGAGGUACAAUGGGUUCAUGA
Messenger RNA from Symbiodinium necroappetens, 2469 nucleotides. The record is from the annotation of a GenBank genome assembly. NCBI's taxonomy places the organism in Eukaryota, Dinophyceae, Suessiales, Symbiodiniaceae.